AUGUCUGAGACAAGGCAAAGAAAGUACCCCGAAAUUCGAGAAAAUAUCACGAAAGAUAACAUUAAUGAAGUUGACAAACAAAAUGCAACUUCUCAACUUCAAAAUAUUCUUUCUACUUCCGUCAAAGGCGCGUCUUAUUUAAUUCUGCUCCAACUUUUAAGCAGGCUUCUCACCUUCAUUUUGCAUCAAAUCGUUUUACGGUUUACGAACCCGAAAACAUUUGGUAUUGCAGCGGUGCAACUCGAGUUACUUUUGCUCACAAUUCUAUUCUUAUCGAGAGAAGGGUUUCGAUGUGCACUGCUCAGAGGUAGUGGCAUCGAAAAUGUGCAGAAGCAAGAAAAAUUACAAGAAACUGAAAAUGAAAUCCUAAAACAAGUCGAAAAUCUACCAUUAGCAAAUUCACCAAAGGGAAAAGCCCAAAAGAUUACAAAUUUGUCAUUUAUUCCUAUACCAUUUGGCAUAUUUACAACAUUUCUUGCAUGUCUGUUUUGCAUUCACACUGCCUCCGAGGAGACAUUUAAUUCUCCUUAUUAUGUGGAAUCAGUCAUACUUUAUGGAGUGUCUGCGUUCCUAGAAUUGAUUAUUGAACCGUUGUUUAUUACCGCGACCAAUAAUUUAAUGUUCACGUUACGUGUUCGAAGCGAGGGUGUUGCUGUUGUCGUGCGUUGUGUCAUCACGUUUACGUUGACGAUUUUGGGAGCACAGAAACAAGAGGAUAAUGCGGAAAAUAUGUAUGGUAUUUUGAUAUUUGCAGUUGCACAGUUUGCAUAUGCUUUGAUUCUUUUUUGUGGUUAUAUUGGAUAUUUUUACUGGAAUUGGAAUUGGAGAGAGUUGUGGCCCCGACCGGUGAUUGUGAUUCAAAAUGACAGACCACAAAAAGUCUGGUUUGAUCAUGAUCUCUCACAUCUUGCCUUUGUCUUUACGUGGCAAUCAUUUCUUAAGCAUAUAUUGACAGAGGGUGAUAAAAUGCUAAUAACUUGGCUGAGUACACCGAGUGAUCAGGGUGUUUACGCAUUUGUUGCGAAUUAUGGUUCCUUGAUUGUACGAAUUCUAUUUCAACCACUUGAGGAAACUGGCCGUACAUUAUUCUCCAAAUUAUUAUCUAGCAUACAACCACUUGAAAGAAAGCAAGGUGAUAUUGAUGAAAAGACAAUAGAAGCCGAAGAAACCGAAACUCAAAAGGAUCAUUUACUCACAUCCCUCAAAAUCCUCACGACCUUGAUAAAAUUUCACAUCCUGUUGGGUCUCUUAUUCAUCGCACUUGGCUCUAAUUACACCGGAGUUCUUAUAGAUAUCCUAGUUGGGAAAAAAUGGUCAACCGAUACACCUGCACCAAUGGCACUUUCAUCCUAUUGUUUCUAUGUGCCAAUAAUGGGCAUAAAUGGCAUAACUGAGGCUUUCGUGACCGGUGUCGCAACAAAAGAAACAAUUUCUUCGCUUAACUAUUGGAUGAUUAUGUUCUCUAUAGGAUUUAUUGGAGCUGGAUUCGUGUUCAUGAGGAUUCUUGUGGCUGGUGCUGUUGGAUUGGUCGCGGCUAACGCUUUUAAUCUAUUAAUGCGUAUUUUAUGGAGUUGGCGUUUUAUUCGUAACUAUUAUUUGAGCAGCGUUAAUCUUGUUACUACUGCUGAUGUUUCUCGUCUUAAGAGUGAAAUAGAUCAUUUGUUAUCGUUGUCUAAUAUGACGCCUAAUUUCGUUGUUUGUUUGUCAUUCAUUGUUGCGUGGUUUGUAACUUUUUGGUCAGAUCAAGUUAAUGGCUGGGCUACGCUCGAUGCGAAAAUAAAACAUAUUGGGGUGGGAAGUCUAUGUGGCCUUUUUGUCAUCAUAAUCACGUAUCCUUUUUUAACAAUUUUUUCUUGA
This is a messenger RNA of Ambispora leptoticha, 1857 nucleotides long. The record is from the annotation of a GenBank genome assembly. NCBI's taxonomy places the organism in Eukaryota, Fungi, Glomeromycota, Glomeromycetes, Archaeosporales, Ambisporaceae.